This is a messenger RNA of Neohortaea acidophila, 1332 nucleotides long. RefSeq lists its product as uncharacterized. The coding region runs from base 1 to 1332 and encodes 443 amino acids. The record is from RefSeq and is a predicted model, not a curated record. Lineage: Eukaryota; Fungi; Ascomycota; Dothideomycetes; Mycosphaerellales; Teratosphaeriaceae. The transcript has a single exon.
AUGCAGAGACCUCAAAGAUAUGAUUUCGUCAACAUCAUCACGCCAACCGAUCUUCCCAGCCCGGAACACCGCAGGAACGUGCACAUGCUGUCCAUGCGCGCAUUCCGGCGCCGGCAGCGCAUCCGGCGGGUACGUGAAUACAACCAAUCCCGGCCACUGGCCCCUGCCAACAGCGAUCGAAUGAACGAGUCGGGAGGCCAAUCGAUCCGCUUUGACUCGAUUGGCAGCUCUACGCAGCUGUCUUCGAUCCAACAGAGCCUCCUGUUUCACUUCUCCACGGUCAUCGGGCCCUCUUUGCUUCCCUGCGGAUCCACAACGGGCCAAAGUAACUGGGUGGCUCCUUGGCUUCGCCUUGCCUUGGCAGAGCCUCUCAUCCUUUACGCCUUGUGCAGUCAUGCUGCCACCGACCGAGCGAGCAGAGGCGCGACCGACACCGUUAGCUCUCUCCGCUUUCGCAGCUUGACUCUCGCCGGAGUACGCGAGAGGCUCGCCGCCAACGACGGUCUACCACACGACAGCACCAUUGCCGCAGUCCUUCUCCUUACAGCUGGAACGCUCAUAACCGGCAACAUCGAGGAGCUCUUUCAUCACAUGCAAGCCCUUGAGCGGCUGGUAAAACUGCGAGGUGGGCCAGAGAAGCUUGGGUGCGGCGGGAUAGUACCGUUGGCGAUGGAGUGGCAUCAUCCCAGCGUAGCACUUCUCCUCCAACACUCCCGCAAGCCGUUACCGACCGCCAGCAGAAACUUCGGCCCUUCUCGAGAUGUGUACAUGCUUUUACGACAAUGCCGAGGCUUGGUCGCACAGAUGGAGAAGUUCGAGCUAGGCGACCCUACCGCCAUCCAAGAUGCCGCAAAAUUCGGCGUCAGACGAUCCGCCUUGGAACAUGGGCUCGUGACGUCCUUUCAAGAAGGGCAUCAUACUAUGAUCGACACGGUGACUCUGCUGGCCGCUAUGACGCUGGCUUUCACCUAUCUGAGGCGCUUUACCCUGCGGACCCCAACAGUUGUGGUGUUGCGACAACACUUGCGGCGAGUACUGGAGAGCAGUCGCAGUCUACAGAACGACGACGAUUUACCGGACGACCAGGCUGCGACUGUAUUAUGGGCAAGUGCGGCGGCCAUCAAGGCAGGAGUAGGGACAACACAUCGCUCCACUUUGCAUCAUCUUAUCCUGAUCUCGAUUCGAAGGCUGAAGAUUCAUGACAUCGGACGAAUUGAUGGAGUUCUACGCGGCUGUGCUUGGGCCGGUGCACUGUGGACUCCGGAGCUGACUGAUAUGAUGGCCACGGGGCUUGCAGAGGCUAAUACCGUUGACUAUAAAACUGAGCAUUAA